AUGCCAGCCCCCGUCGCCGACACACUCAUCACUGCUCCCAUUAACGCCAUAGAUGGGCACGCCUAUAAUGUCCCCGAUCAUGACGCUAUCAACGCUCAUAUGGACGCUAGACGUCAAGAGUCUGACAACUUGGAAAAUGAGAAAGACUUGAGCGAGAAGAGAGAUCACCAGCAUGAUAUGGAGAUCUCAGCUGCUCCUGCUCUGGAUUAUGAGCAGGAUAGCUUGCACAAAGAUGAUGAUGUUAUCAUCGUCAGCGGUACCGAUGCCGCAACUCACUUGUUGCCAAUGAGAGAUGAUGGCGAUCCUGCAGUCACAUUCAGAAGUAUGGUUCUGGCAACUGGACUUGCUGCUUUUCAAGCUGUCAUGUAUCAGAUCUAUUCUUAUAAACCCACUCAAAUCACCAUCCAAGGUACCUUCAUUGUUCUUAUCGCUUACUUUGCCGGUAAUGCUUGGGCGCUUGGUCUACCUCGAGGUGAUAAGUUUGAAGCUAGAUGGAGAGCAAAAGGCGGCGAAGGAAAGCUGCCUGUCUGGAUUACGAUAAUGAAAUUCCUCAACAACGGGCCUUGGGGUUUGAAAGAGCACUCUAUUUGUGCUAUCACCGCCACCUCUGCUUCGAAUGCAGCCGAGGCUAUCCAGGUUUUCAGUGCCCAAAGGUUGUUCUACGACAUUCCUCUUGGAGCCACAACUGUCAUUCUGAGUGUCAUCUCGAUUGGUGUAUUUGGUCUAGGUCUUGCCGGGCUCUUCCGUCCCAUCGCCGUUUGGCACGUGGAUGCAGUCUACUGGUCUACAUUGCCCACCGUCAAAACCCUUCAAGGACUUCAUUGGAACACCGUUAGGGGAUCAAAGCCUCUCCGAUAUUUCUGGUAUGCUUUCACCGGAAUGUUCUUCUAUGAGUUCUUCCCCGCCUACAUGUUCCCCUGGCUCAAUUCGGUUUCGAUUCCAUGUCUCGCUGCAUCAAAAGCCACUGGCGACAAAGCUGCCUUACUCACCAAUUUGUUUGGUGGUUCAUUGAACAACGAGGGUCUCGGUCUUUUCAGUCUUUCCUUCGAUUGGCAAUAUAUCACAUCUUUCAACACUUCUCUGCCGUUGGUACUGCAAAUGAACUCUGCUAUCGGUCUUUUCACUUGUAUGCUUGUAAUGCUCGGUAUCUAUUACGGUAACGGCUGGAAUGCCAAGUCACAACCAUUUAUGUCUACUCGACUUCGAGCUGAAGAUGGCACAGCGUAUCCUAUCGCCAAGGUCUUCAAGGCCGGUGUCCUCGAUCCAGCCGCCUUGGCCGAAUACGGUCCUCCCCGACUUACUGGUACAUUCGCUUACGCCAUGUUUAUGGCAAAUGCUGCCAUUGGCGCUUUGGUCAUGCACGUCUUCGUCUUCUGGGGCAAAGACAUCAGAAAGACAUACAAGUCCGCCAAGGAAGGACGAUACGAUGACAAACAUCACGAACACAUGGUCAAGAAUUACACAGAGGUUCCAUGGUAUUGGUAUGCAAGCAUCGUCUUCAUCGCAUUCAUUUUGGGUAUCGUCGUCGUCGUCAAGGAACACAUCACUCUCCCUGUUUGGGCUUACAUCAUCUCUCUUUGUUUGGGAUCUUUCAUUGCACCAUUGAGUACCAUCCUCUACUCUCGAUACGGAAAUGGUAUCGCCACAAACAACUUGAGUAAGAUGAUUGCUGGUUUGAUGAUCCCCGGUAAACCAGUAGGAAACAUGUACUUCGCCGCAUGGUCUCAUACCGUCAUUGCCAAUUGUGUCCAACUUUCCAACGAUCUUAAAAUGGGAGAGUACCUCAAAAUCCCACCAAGGGUCAUGUUCCUUACCCAAUUAUGGGGUACCGUCUUCGGAGGUGCUAUAAGUUACGUCGUGAUGAUCUCAAUCGUCAGCAACAACGCCGACGUUCUCGUCAACAGUAACGGUUCUGCCUCUUGGUCAGGAGCCACUCUUCAGAGUUACAAUACCAAUGCCGCUUCAUGGGCCAUGGCCAAAUACCUUUACAAGUCCGGAGAGACAUACGCAAUGGUACCUGUUGGUAUUGCUAUUGGUGCCGCUCUGGUCGUUUGUCACAGAAUCUUCGUUCGAUUUGUCCCCAAAAUUAGAGGAUUUGCUACGGACGAUCUCAAUUUCCCUCAAUUCAUCCAAUACGCCGGUUACAUUCCUUACAAUCAAUCUCAAACCUGUGUCAUUUUCUCGCAACUCAUCGCUGGUUUCUUCACUCAGUUCUACCUCCGAAACUACAAGCCCCGAUUCUUCAGAGAUUACUCAUACCUUAUUACCGGUGCUUUCGAUGGUGCUAGUUUGACUGCUCUUUUCAUCCUUUCGUUCGCCGUGUUCGGGGCAGGCGGUGCAGCCAUUGCUUUCCCUACCUGGUGGGGUAACAACGUCGAUGGUUACUACGACCAUUGUCCAAUUGCGGAGUAA
This is a messenger RNA of Kwoniella shivajii, 2412 nucleotides long. RefSeq lists its product as uncharacterized. Gene Ontology annotation, biological process: transmembrane transport. Lineage: Eukaryota; Fungi; Basidiomycota; Tremellomycetes; Tremellales; Cryptococcaceae. Gene Ontology annotation, cellular component: plasma membrane. The record is from RefSeq and is a predicted model, not a curated record. Gene Ontology annotation, molecular function: oligopeptide transmembrane transporter activity. The transcript has 9 exons. The coding region runs from base 1 to 2412 and encodes 803 amino acids.